Molecule: messenger RNA, 5106 nt
Organism: Dreissena polymorpha
Lineage: Eukaryota; Metazoa; Mollusca; Bivalvia; Myida; Dreissenidae
Product: polycystic kidney disease protein 1-like 2
Exons: 15
Coding region: 1475-2446 (323 amino acids)
Biological process (GO): detection of mechanical stimulus
Cellular component (GO): membrane
Molecular function (GO): calcium channel activity
Source: RefSeq, a predicted model, not a curated record
GAUGCAGCUAAAAUGGCCGAACGUCUGGUACAGCAAAUUCAGGACGAACUAAGGGUUUGUCUGGUCUGUGACAAUUCUAACAGCACUAAAACAGAGCAGUUGAUACGUAAAAACACCGCUGAGGUCCUUGCCAACUCGACGACGACAACGAAUACUUCGGAAUUUAAGCUUGACGGGCUUGUAGAAGCAGUUGGACCAGACGGACAAGGGGAUGAAGAAGACGUGUCGCUAUCUGCAAUAGAGUUCACAGAAAAUGUGUACAUGUAUGAUAACGACGGCACGUCAAGCUUCGUGACGUCUAACGUUUUGAGAAUAGACACAAAAACGAAGUCACGUCGAAUCAAACCGGAGAGAGUGACGUUUUCACAAAACGCCGAAACGCCCAUCCCAACCACGAUUACGCCAAACAAAACAGUGAUAGCAGAAGACGCAUCGGAAUUUUUCUUUCACUGAUUUGUAUACGGCAAAUCCACUGACAAAGUUUGCCUGAAAGUGAUGCCGUUAGGUGAUAACAAAAUAAAGUCGUAUCGGGUGUACUUUAGAUUCCACCAAGCUCCGAGCGUUUUGGACUUUGAUUUUGAUUUCUUGCUUGAAGAGGACGAUGAUUGGCAGUAUUGCAUUAAUGCACGUGCAAUGUUGGGUCAUACAGGGCUCACCUAUUUCGCAGUCCAAGUCCCUGGAUUCGUGAAAGAAAUCCAAUACAACCUUACUCUGAUCACUGGUGGUUGUUUAACUUGGAACGAGGCCGCAACUAAAUGGGAAACCGACAAAUGCGAGAUGACGUGGAGACCAAGAGAGAACAAAAUAGACUGUCAAUGUACUAAUAUCACAGACCUGGUGUUCGCCAAUUCGUUUUUCGUUGCUCCAAAUUCAAUUGACUUUGCCACCGUGUUUCUGAAGUUCUCACCACUAAAUCAGGCAGCGGUAAUGGGGACGUUUGCUUGUCUGUUGCUUCUUUACAUCAUUGGCGUUGUUGUCUUUGCAAGAAUGGAUAGACGGGAUAGGCUGAAGUGGGGCAUAACUGCACUGCGAGACAACUGGCCCUCGGACUCAUCCUAUUAUCUGAUACGGGUUCUAACGGGCAAGGGGCUGGUACUAGGUCACGCAUAGCGUUUGUUUUGACGGGACAAAAUGGCGACACGGGACCUCGGGAGCUGUUUGAUGGAGUUAGGAAGGAAUUCAGCACUGGAAGUGUCAUGACCUUCUUGAUGGCGACGCACAAGCCUUUGGGACCGCUGCAGCACAUGUGCAUUUGGCAUGAUAACACAGGAGAGGGUGACAGCGCUUCCUGGUACCUGAAUCAGGUGUCUGUGUUUGACACCCAGACAAAAAAAUAGACACAUUCGUCGCUGAGAAGUGGCUCUCCGUUGAAACGGAAGUCUUUGCAAAUAUGAAUGCAAACAGUUAAAAUGAGCCAAUCGAAUUCGAAAGCAGGUUCUUCUAUCAGACCCGAGACCAAUUGUCAGAGAGUCAUAUGUGGGUCUCCAUUUUCUACCGGUCACAAAUCAGCCCCUUCACUCGUGUCGAGCGUUUGUCGUGCGCCCUUGUCUACAUCUGUCUCACUAUGAUUGCUAACGCCAUGUUCUAUAAAACGGAAGCCGACUACGAAACCCCGCCUUUAAUACAAGCGGGACCGUUCCGCUUCACAGCACAACAAAUAUAUGUGUCCAUAAUAUGCGCUCUUAUUACAACACCGCCAGUGAUGCUACUGAUAUCCAUAUUCAAGCAAACAAAGCGGCGCCAGGACAUGCUUUGUAAAUGCUGUACUUGUCCUGGUGUGUGCUGCAGAUUUCCGUGUUCAUCAAAGAAAAGGGACACAUCUCCGGACUUUACAAAGCAGUUGCGAUCUAUAAUAUUGACACCGGAAGUGCCCGAGUUUACAGGUGCCCGACUUCCUUGGUGGUUUAUCAUAUUCGGGUGGUUCCUGGUUGUUGCAGGCACAUUGGUUCCCUCCUUUUUCGUUCUUCUCUACAGCAUGCAAUGGGGGAAGCAAAAAUCAGAGGAAUGGCUCACUUCCUUCCUUCUGUCAAUCUUUGAAUCCAUGCUAUUUGUUGACCCAAUCAUGGUGAUGUGCUUUGCCUUUGUACUCGCCUGCCUUUUUCGAAAGUCUAAAGGGGACGCAAAGGUUGCUAUGGACACCGUAGUUAAGAAUUAUAAAAAGCUUACAGGCGAUAACAAAGCCACUUCUUGGAACGUGUCGAUGGCCAUGAUGCCAAAAGAGAUGAAAAAGGCGGCAAAGCAAAGGCGGCUGGAACUGAACUUGAUCAAAUGCAUCCUGGACUUCAUCUUGACUACACUUCUCAUGUUUAUUGUCUGCGUUAUAGCGUUUGCUAACCGGGAUGAUAUCGCUCGAUAUAUGGGGUCUACCGCUGACUGGUUUCUACACGACAUACGGGGGAGGAGGAUACAAGAAUGUGAGUCUGGACAUCGUCGAAGAAUUACUUAAAAACCUAUGGGUCGAUCGACAAACGAGAGUUGUUUGAAUUUACAUUGUUUAGUCCAGAAACAAACAUGUUUAUCUAGAACGUCUUCAUGGUUGAGUUUCCGCAAACAGGUGGAGCAUUUAAAACUUACUGGAUCUAUCCGAUCAAAUUGUAUAACCACGUUGGACCGAACGGCAUGUUUUCCCUUGUAUGUGAAGUCAUAUUCGUUAUCUACCUUCUGGUUUUGGUUUUCAAAAUAUGCGUGCGAAUAUAUCAGCAAAGGCUGAAAUACUUUGGCCUAUUUUGGCAAUCCUACGAGUGUGUACUUUUUCUAUUGGGUGUAUCAGCAUGUGUGAUGUAUUUCAUAAGAUCGAGCUUUACAGAUAUGACCAUCAGCAAAUACCGAAGCGAUAUGAAACGGUUUGUGAACUUUAGCCAUAUAGUGCUUUGGGACGAAAUUCUAGGUGUCGUGUUAGCAAUAAUAGUCUUUAUGUCAACUAUUAGAAUACUUGAAGUAUUUGCUACUUCAAAGAAGGUUCGUAACAUUGUGAAAGUAUUUGAGCAGUGCGGAAAAGAAUUGUUCUGGUAUGGAACUACAUUUGUGUACAUACUUCUUGGAUUUGCUUUCUUCGGGUGGUUUUUAUUCGGACCAUAUCUUCUGUCGUACAUGACUAUCUACAAAUGUUUGACCACUUUGUGCCUUCCAAUUAUUGGUAAGAGUACGUUUACGGAAAUAGACGAAAAUAACCCGAUCUUGGCUAAAAUAUUUUUCACCUUUUACAUAAUUGCAGUAGUGUUUUUUGUAUUGUCAAUAUUUUUGUCAAUACUUUGUGCAAGUAUAGACAACGUUGUCGGCAACAAGAAAGAGGAAACACACACAGACAUUAUUGAAUACAUUAUGACUAAGUUUACAAAGAUGUUCAAUAAAAGUGGAAACAAAGGAAAGGAUGUCAACGUACCACUGGUAAGAAAAGAGUACAACAGGCCGAAGCUCUACAAGUUGUACGAUAUGGCGAACAUGUGAACGCCUACGUUUACCUAUCAAGUACAAAAACCGGAGGACAAAAAUCGCAUGCAUCUAAGAAAACGCCGACGACACCAUUCGGUGUAAAUGUUUGAGCUUUGAUCUGAUAUCAAACGUGUUAUGUUAUACAUAAAUAUGCAACGAAUUAUUGAUACAAUUGUUUGGAUACUGCUCAACUGAAAAAAAUAUAAAAAACUCUGCAUCGAUGUUAAAUAUUCCUUCGAUAUUAUUGACGUUUUGAUGAAACCAACUUAUCGGAUGAUUAGGUCCGUGGCAUAUGUCUCAUCAUCCAACACUGCCAAGAAUAACAUUUGUAUGUAAACAUGUUCUCCCGGGAGCAUAUUACACGUGACAUUGUGGUGAUGCAGAGGAUCAUAUUGUUUUUGCCAUGUCUGUUUGUUGGUUUGUUUGUUGGUUUGUUGGGUUGUCUGCGUCAAACUUUAACACUGGCCUUAACUUUUGCAAUAUUGAAGAUAGCAACUUGAUAUUAGGCAUUCAUGUGUGUCUCAUGGAGCUGCACAUUUUGAGUGGUGAAAGGUCAAGGUCAAGGUCAUCCUUUAAGGUCAAAGGUCAAAUAUAUGGGGGGGGGGACAUAGUGUUUCACAAACACAUCUUGUUUGUGAAUGAUUUUAAUCUUCAUUAUUAUAUGUACAGAUUCAGGGUAACACGAUAUUUUUGCAGCGUACAAAAUAUUGUGUAUACUACUUGAAAUCUGUGUAUUAAUUUCAUUCUUAUAUUUAAAAAACAACAGCGUUUUGUCUCGAACAAUAUUUUUUGCUUGCCGCUGACUUGGUUAAGGUCAAAUUAUGAUCCUUCUAUAUGUCUAAAAUGUUUUUGUAUAUGUUUACAUUAGUUCUGCACGAUUUUAGUCAUUCCUUAUAGUAUUAACUGUUUUAAUGGACAAACAAGAGUGGUAGGGUUAAACUAUAUAACAAUGUUUAACAUUUAUUAUGCACGAUGCAAGUCAAUGGUAAAUUGACGAUUUAUUUCGUUUUAAAUUAAUUUGAUGGCACUAAUGUUUUUGUUUAGAAUGAUAAAUGCAGUUGGUUUGAAAAAUAUUUCUCAAUCAGUCUAUAGUAUGUUUCUUCUGUUGACGUUUGCAGAUCAGCUUUGAGUUAUUAUCCCAUGAUUAUUAACCUUAACCUUAUAUGCUAUUAUUAUAUAGUACUCGUGUGUAAUGUGUUUUCUUUUGAUGUUGUAAAAUCCUAGAGAUCGACAAUAUUGUACUGAACCUAUUCUAAACUAAGCCGAUGUAAAGUUUUUCAAAUAGAUGAACUUUGAAUUUUCUGGACGUAAAACACUAGUACUGUAAGUUCCCUUGGAGUUAUACUUUUGAUACGGGGGGUAAUAUUGAUGUUUUUCAACUGAAAUGACCUGUUUCUAAAAAAUUAUAACAAUUUAAGAACGAUUAAAUUAAUUAAGCCAUAUACGGCAUCUUUGUAUUUUUAUACAAAAUAAAAAACGCAAUUUCUUGAAAUAUUCUGUCAAAAUUGUAAGAUUCAUUUACUCUUAUUGUUUUAUACCUCCGUGAUUUUAUGGCAACAACAACGUUUUAUGUAAAGAAGUAUUCAACAAAUAAAAUUAAUCAUUUUACUUAGCGUAUAGGACUUGACCAAAAUGCAUUAUCUGUGUAAGCGACUAGAAAAUCCAUUAAACAUG